GGUAGUUUUUGGAACCUUUUCCCGCGCCGCCCUCUCCCCACUCAGUGUGACCUCGUGACUUUGUCGUGACUGCGUUAGCUGAAACCUUGAUCCGUGACAGUGAGAUUUAUAUGAUCUUACGCUGCUCCAGUAUGGAGGCUCAAUCUUCUGUAGAAAGCGUCGAGGAUCAAUGCGAUAUCGUGACCUACUCACGUCAAGAGGCCCACGACAGACAAAGUGACAGUGAUGUCCCUACUACUUCGUUGUCUGCGUCUACUCGCUGUAUGAUCAUACCUGACCUUCAGUGGAAAAUAUUCCAGCUGAUCCAUCAUGAUGACGCUUUUAUGGAGCAUUCGAGAAACAAGACACUCCUGGCGCUUGCUUUGACGUGCAAGUCAUUCACUGGACUUGCACUGGACCUUUUAUGGCAAGACCUAAGUGGGCUUUCACCACUCAUCAGAUGUCUCCCUUCGAGCCUGUGGAAACAUGUAAAAAAGAAACUGGAAUUCCAAAGGAUCAUGACUAUCGAUGACUGGUCUAUUUUUUGCAAAUACAACCACCGUGUCCGUUCACUCCAAACAGCAACCAAUACGUUCGGUACCGAUAUUUGGCGCACCCUCAGCUGUCCUCCCUUCUCCCUCCCCUUGCUUCCCAACUUGAUGUCUCUAGUUUGGAGUGAGACUACCAGAGAGACAUUCCUUUACAUGCGGUUGUUUGUGACCCCAAAAUUGAUGACCCUCAAUAUCUCCCACCAGUUCACCUUUGGUCUAUCCGAACAGUCCAUUUUAUCAUCCAUCCCGAUGCUGUGUCCUUUGGUCUCGAAUUUCGGUAUUCAUGGGAAUAUAGAAGCAGGGGACAUAUCGAAUGCGUUGCAAUACUGGUCUCAUCUAUCCUCGGUGAGCACUGGAGAAGUUUCCGAAGCGGCCAUACUAUACCUAUCCAGUUUGCGCUCACUCCGAUUUCUCAAAUUUAUCUUACCUUCAACGUCCAUAUCCGUGGAUACACAAACGCUCCUGCGACAAUCUGCAUUCUGUGCGUUACAACAACUGACAAUAGAGUCCGAAACAAUGGAGCUCUUAAAUACCUUCCUCGAGACGCUCUCCAUUACUCCAGAAGUGCUAUCCUUAGACAUCACCGACCAAACGUAUACCACACUGAACCUGCCGGCUUUGAUUUCCCGUCUACCAGAUGUUUGCGGGCACAGCUCACUGCAACAUGUGCAACUCAGCAUUGCUGAUUGGUCUCUUGAUCACAACAAUACAAUCGGAGUUGCAGUCUUUCAACCACUUUCCGCUUUCCGCAAUCUUCGCAAGCUCGGCUUCGAAAUGGACCCCCGCUUGGAGUUGGAUGAUGAUGCUCUUUUGGAGCUGGCUAAGGCCUGGCCACUUCUGGAAGAGUUACACUUCAACAAAUCACGCAUGACUCAUCAUGUCUCCUCAAAUACCUUUGUCUCGCUGUUGCAACAUUGCCCAUGUUUAGUCUCGGUUGGCAUUGCCGUAAACUGGUCUGCCAUAGACAAACAUGGCAUAUCCCCCGAUGUCCCUUACCAAGGAUUUACGCACAGGGCACUAUCUCAUGCAUUCUUUAGUAAUUCGAAAAUUCGCCAUCCAACAAGGAUUGCUGCUUUCAUCUCAGCCAUCGCACCCAACAUGGAAUCAAUUGAGGCAUGGGACAUUGAUAUCUACGAGGAGCAUGAUGACUUCGACAAAUACUCUUCAAGGUGGUAUCUCGUCCAGCGUUUGAUCAAGUCUUUCUCCAUGGUUCGCGAGCAGGGCAGGAGAAUGAUGCUGAAUGGAGGCGAAGCGGCUGAUGAAGACCAUCGCAGGGUUGCGCAGCCAGCACAGAAAACAGAAAACGGGGAAGCGGCUGCUGCUGACGUUGGUGGGGCUGCGGAGGGUUCCGAGGAAGAUGGCGGAAGCGAGGGUGAUUAUUUGCCUCACUCUGACCAAGCCUCGUCAGACCCAGAGGAAGAAUGAUUUUAAACGCGAACAAUCACGCACUGAAUAUGAUAGCAUGAUUCAAGUGCUCAUGGUACUGGUUCCACCAUUAUUUUGCUACUUUCUGUCGAACAAGUUCUGAUAAGAUAAUUAUAAUAAGAGUUGGACGGAUGAGAGCUAGUCUCAAGCUGAUAACUUGUCCUUACAUCUUUUUGGACUCAGAGGAUAA
This is a messenger RNA of Suillus clintonianus, 2145 nucleotides long. RefSeq lists its product as uncharacterized. NCBI's taxonomy places the organism in Eukaryota, Fungi, Basidiomycota, Agaricomycetes, Boletales, Suillaceae. The record is from RefSeq and is a predicted model, not a curated record. Bases 111 to 1955 code for a protein of 614 amino acids. The transcript has 2 exons.